GUUGAAAAUUCCACCCUGAAUUCUCAAAGCACAUCCCUGAUGAAUCAGAAUGCCCAGCUGUUGAUCCAGCAGUCUGCUCUGGAGAACGAGAACGAGUGUGUGCUGAAGGAGCGUGAGGACCUGAAGUCGUUGUACGAGGCUCUCCUCAAGGACCACGAGAAACUGGAGCACCUGCACGAGCGCCAGGCUGCAGAGUAUGAGUCCCUGAUUGCUAAACAUGGAACCCUGAAAUCUGCCCACAAAAAUCUGGAGGUGGAGCAUAAGGACUUGGAGGAUAGGUACAAUCAGUUGCUCAAACAGAAAGUGCAACUGGAGGAACUGGAGAAAGUUCUCAAGAUAGAACAGGAGAAGAUGUUGCAGCAAAGUGAAAAACAUGAAACCGUGGCAGCAGAAUAUAAAAAACUUCGUGAUGAAAAUGAAAGGCUCGCUCAUACAUAUAGUCAGCUCUUGAGAGAGAAUGAAGUGCUUCAAACUGACCAUAAGAAUUUGAAAACACUGUUGAACAAUUCUAAACUGGAGCAAACACGAUUGGAAGCUGAGUUUUCUAAACUCAAAGAACAAUACCAGCAACUGGAUAUUACAUCAACAAAAUUAAAUAAUCAGUGUGAGCUGCUUAGUCAGCUUAAAGGAAACCUGGAGGAGGAGAACAGACAUCUACUAGAUCAAAUUCAGACUUUAAUGCUGCAGAAUAGAACCUUACUCGAGCAGAAUAUGGAAAGCAAGGAUCUCUUCCAUGUGGAGCAAAGGCAGUACAUUGACAAGCUAAAUGAAUUAAGGCGACAGAAGGAAAAAUUGGAGGAGAAGAUAAUGGAUCAGUAUAAAUUUUAUGAGCCAUCUCCACCAAGAAGAAGAGGCAACUGGAUUACUCUGAAGAUGAGGAAGCUGAUCAAGUCCAAGAAGGAUGGUAACCGCGAGCGUUUGAAGUCUGUGACCCUCACGCCCACGCGCUCGGAAUCCAGCGAAGGCUUUCUGCAGCUGCCCCACCAGGACAGCCAGGAUAGCUCCUCGGUGGGCUCAAACUCCCUGGAAGAUGGCCAGACCUUGGGGACCAAAAAGAGUAGUAUGGUUGCACUGAAAAGACUGCCCUUUUUGAGGAACAGACCGAAGGAAAAAGACAAAAUGAAGGCCUUCUACCGUCGCUCCAUGUCCAUGAAUGACCUGGUGCAGUCCAUGGUCCUGGCAGGAGGACAAUGGACAGGUAGUUCUGAGCAUCUGGAGGGUCCUGAUGAUAUAUCCACGGGUAAAAGGAGGAAGGAAUUGGGAGCUAUGGCCUUCUCUACUACAGCUAUCAACUUUGCCACUAUCAACUCCUCCACAGGCUUCAGAUCCAAGCAGUUGCUAAAUAAUAAAGAUACUACAUCCUUUGAAGAUGUAAGUCCACAAGGUAUUAGUGAUGAUUCUAGUACAGGAUCAAGAGUUCAUGCUUCCAGGCCAGCCAGCCUUGAUAGUGGCAGAACAUCCACUAGCAAUAGCAAUAACAAUGCUUCACUCCAUGAAGUCAAAGCAGGUGCAGUUGGCAGUCAGAGCAGGCCACAGAGUCACAGCAGUGGAGAGUUCAGCCUGUUCCACGAGCACGAGGCCUGGUCCAGCAGCAGCAGCAGUCCCAUCCAGUACCUGAAAGGCCACACCAGGUCCAGUCCUGUGCUCCAGCAGAGAACACCUGAAGCACUGGACAGCCGUGGAAAACAGAUCAAAACAGGAUCUCCUGGAAGUGAAGUUGUUACUCUGCAACAGUUCUUAGAAGAAAGCAACAAGAGUAACUCCAGUGAGAUGAAAUCUGCAAGUGAAGAGAACCUUUUAGAUGAAGUCAUGAGGAGCUUGUCUGAGUCUGCAGAGCUGGCAGUGAGGGAAAAGCCCCGAAAACAGACAUCUGCUGGGUGUGGCAUCGUGAGGUCGAUGAGUGUCAAAGCCACAGUGGAUUUCUCAGAUGGACGAUCCCUCAAACCAGAACAGCUCGUAAGGCCCAGCCUCCGUAAAACUGAAGAUACCUACUUCACUAGCUCUCCAGUCAAAUUUACAGCUGGCACCCAAGGGAAGGCCAAGUCAGUGAAAGAAAAGAUCCAGGCAACAAUGUCCCAGCGACAAUCCAGAGAUUGCAAUCCUUAUGCCACCUUACCUCGUGCUAGCAGUGUGAUUUCCACAGCAGAAGGAACUACCCGAAGGACGAGCAUUCAUGAUUUUUUGUCUAAGGACAGUAGGUCACCUGUAUCCAUUGAUCCAGCACCAGCCAUCGCUGACAGGAGUGCUCCAUCCACCUCCAAUGUGGAAGCUAUCCCAGAAAGCAGAAAUUCAAAAAGCAGGUCUAGGGAGCAACAAAGCUCCUAAUUCUAUUACCCACUACCUGAGCUGUGGGCCAAGUGAGAGAAAAGUGUCCUUCAGUAUCUCAGUGUGAAGCCUUUAUAUCUGAAGUAACAAGACAGCGACUGUAGGAAUCAUUAAUAAAAAGUAAGGGAAUUUUGUACGUUCUUCGUGACUAGAGCAGGCAAGAAAUAAAAAUCUACCUACCUACCUUCCUUCCUUCCUUGAAUCAAGGAGCUCUACUGGAGUCUACUGCCGAAAAUGUGUAGAUGGUCUUAGGAAUUAUUGCACAUUGCACUGUUAAGAUCUACUGAAUAAAGGACAGUUCUCAUCUCCCUAAGGACCAAGGAUUUUAAGGUCUCAAGAAUUACUCCAGGGGAAAAAAAA
This is a messenger RNA of Acanthisitta chloris (rifleman), 2685 nucleotides long. RefSeq names its product girdin-like. Gene Ontology annotation, molecular function: microtubule binding; dynein light intermediate chain binding. Gene Ontology annotation, biological process: cytoskeleton-dependent intracellular transport; cytoplasmic microtubule organization. The annotation marks the transcript as partial. Gene Ontology annotation, cellular component: cytoplasm; centrosome. The transcript is spliced from 14 exons. Lineage: Eukaryota; Metazoa; Chordata; Aves; Passeriformes; Acanthisittidae. The record is from RefSeq and is a predicted model, not a curated record.